UAACGAACAAGCUCUAUGUUGGGUCUAACACUGAACAGAUCAAAGUAGACCACCUAAAAAGUUUGAUCAACAAUUAAACAAAACACUGUUUGCUACUUUAUUGUGUUUGUAGGAUCUUAACGAUUUUGUCUUCAUGAUCAAUUGUCAAAAAGGUUUCUUGAAAGCAAAGAUGUUUGGAAAUUUAGCUGAAGAAACUUGCAUGCUAAGCAGAGAUUAUCUGUUCAUUCAUCCCUAUCACCAAAGCUACCUCAUGCUCUGCUUCUUACUGCAGCAGAGACCUUCAAUGGCUGCGAGGUUUGAAGUGUCAGCAUUCACAUGUAAAUGAAACUUCCGGGAAAGUUCCUUUAGUUCCGUGGUGAUUGUCUAUAAGAACUCUUGUGAGCUAUGGCGUUAGAGUGAACUCCUUUCUGUGGUUAUCUGUUGACUGCUAUCCGCAUAAGUAUAUUUGACAUUUCUUUUCAAGAAUUCCUUGUUUCUUGCUAGUUUCAGAGGGAAAAAAUGGCGAGCAAACUCAAAUAUUCUUCAAAUGUUUACUACGGUAACAUUCAGUCCGUGCUGCUUAGUAUCAGCACUGCCACUCUUACAAAAUCCCAAAAGAAAUGGAGGGUUGCUUGCAUUGUCAUAUAUGUGUCGCUAUCUUUGGUGAAGCGCAUUGUUUCUAAGAAUAGAAAGUUGGAUGCUCGGGUGCUCAAUGCAUUAGCCUCUCCUAGUUCUCCUCACAGAGUUCUUGAAAUUGAGCCGGUCUCUAGUUAUCUCCAUGAAGUUGGGGAUAAUAGAGGGCUGUAUGCUAAAAUAGACCAAAGAAAGCUCACGGAAAUGGUCAAAAACAAGAACUUAGAUGAGCUCCGUGGGUUUGGUGGCGUUAAAGCCUUAGCAGAGCUUCUCAAAACCGAUAUGGAGAAUGGAGUCCAUGGAGACGAAGAGGACUUAAGCAAACGGCGCAUGGCAUUUGGCUCCAAUACUUACCAGAAGCCGCCCCCAAAAGGGCUGAUCCAUUUCGUGGUCGAAGCUUUCAGGGACACCACAAUUCUCAUCCUCUUGGCUUGUGCUGCCCUUUCUCUAGCCUUUGGAAUCAGAGAACACGGUGCACGAGAGGGCUGGUAUGAAGGUGGCAGCAUUUUCGUGGCUGUGUUCAUUGUGGUGGCUGUUUCUGCAGCCAGCAACUUCCGCCAAGAAAGGCAGUUUGACAAGCUGUCUAAAAUCAGCAACGACAUUAAAAUAGAUGUUGUGCGGGAAGGCAGGAGGCAGAAGGUCUCGAUCUUUGAUGCAGUCGUUGGAGACGUUGUUUUCUUGAAUAUUGGAGAUCAUGUCCCAGCUGAUGGCCUAUUCAUCGAUGGCCACUCGUUCCACGUAGAUGAAUCGAGCAUGACAGGGGAGAGUGAUCAUGUUGAGGUAAACUCAGUGCACAAUCCAUUCUUAUUGUCUGGCUCAAAGGUGGCUGAUGGAUACUCAAGAAUGCUCGUAAUAUCAGUGGGAAUGAACACUGCGUGGGGCGAGAUGAUGAGCUCAAUUACAAGUGAGUCCAACGAGCAGACACCGUUGCAGGAGCGCCUGAACACACUGACUUCUUCAAUCGGGAAAGUAGGCCUUGCUGUGGCUUCUUUAGUCCUUGUAGUAAUGCUGACUCGUUAUUUCACUGGCAACACUGAAGAUGAAGAUGGGUUACAAGAAUUCAACGGGACCGAUAAGGAUCUGAAUGACAUCUUUAACUCAGUGCUGAGAAUCAUUUCUGCUGCUGUGACCAUAGUGGUUGUGGCCAUUCCUGAAGGCCUGCCUUUAGCCGUCACGCUAACGCUUGCUUACUCAAUGAAGAGAAUGAUGGCUGAUCAGGCGAUGGUGAGGAAGCUUUCGGCUUGUGAAACCAUGGGCUCGGCAACAGUUAUCUGCACAGACAAGACGGGCACUUUAACUUUGAAUCAGAUGAAAGUGACCAAGUUUUGCAUAGGUCAUGAAGAAACGGGACAAGACGUUUCUCGUGUUAUUUCUCAAGAUAUUCUAGAACUGUUACACCAAGGAGUUGCUUUCAAUACUACAGGUAGCAUCUAUAAGCCCAAAUCAGGAUCAGUAGUUGAGUAUUCUGGAAGCCCAACUGAGAAGGCAAUUCUCUGCUGGGCUGUCCAAGAUUUGGGUAUGGAUAUUGACAAGCUGAAGCAAGAUUACACCAUUCUUCACGUCGAAACUUUCAACUCAGAGAAGAAAAGAAGCGGGGUCUUGAUCAGAAACAACGCUUACAAUUCUAAUUAUGUACACUGGAAGGGAGCUGCGGAGAUGGUACUAGCAAUGUGUUCCUAUUACUAUGAAACUACUGGAGGAACAAAGAGUAUGAGCAAAGAGACAAGAUCCCAAUUUGAAAAGAUUAUCCAGGGUAUGGCAGCAAGCAGCCUCCGAUGCAUUGCAUUUGCUUACAAGCAAGUGGAAACCGGAGAGUCCAAAUCAAACGAAGAUGAUAAAACUACUAUUUCACAAAGUCUAAGUGAACAUGAUUUGACGUUACUUGGGAUAGUUGGUAUAAAGGAUCCAUGCAGACCAGGUGCAAGAAAAGCUAUUCAAUCCUGCAGAGUUGCCGGGGUUGAAGUCAAGAUGAUCACUGGUGACAACGUGUUCACUGCAAAGGCCAUAGCUGCUGAAUGUGGAAUACUCGAACACAAUCAGCAGGUUGUGACCGGGGAAGUAAUUGAAGGCGUAGAGUUCAGAAACUACACACCUGAAGAAAGAAUGCUUAAGGUUGAUACUAUUCGUGUCAUGGCAAGAUCAUCCCCUUUAGACAAGCUUUUAAUGGUACAGUGUCUAAAACAGAAAGGGCACGUAGUGGCGGUAACUGGAGAUGGAACGAACGAUGCCCCUGCACUGAAAGAAGCCGAUGUAGGCCUCUCUAUGGGAAUCCAGGGCACCGAGGUAGCAAAAGAGAGCUCAGAUAUCGUAAUUUUAGAUGAUGAUUUCUCCUCCGUGGCUACAGUUCUACGUUGGGGACGAUGCGUUUACAACAACAUCCAGAAAUUCAUCCAAUUUCAGCUCACGGUUAACGUGGCAGCUCUGGUCAUCAACUUCAUCGCAGCAGUUUCUGCUGGCGAUGUUCCCCUGACAGGGGGUCAGUUGCUAUGGGUAAAUCUCAUUAUGGACACAUUAGGGGCCCUGGCUUUAGCUACAGAGCGGCCUACUGACGAGCUUAUGCACAAUCCUCCUGUGGGGCGAACAGAACCUCUUAUCACCAACAUCAUGUGGAGAAACCUUCUGGCGCAGUCUUUAUACCAAAUCAUCGUACUCUUAACAUUCCAAUUCAGGGGCCGGUCUAUAUUCAACGUGGACGAGCAGGUAAAGAACACACUCAUCUUUAACACUUUUGUGCUUUGCCAAGUUUUCAAUGAGUUCAACUCAAGGAAUCUGGAGAAGCAGAACGUAUUCAAAGGGAUUCACAAGAACAAGUUGUUUCUAGGCAUUAUCGCGGUAACUAUUAUCCUGCAGUUUGUGAUGGUAGAAUUCCUAAAGAAUUUCGCUGACACGGUGAGAUUGAGUUUGGCACAAUGGGGGAUUUGCAUUGCAAUUGCGGCCUUAACAUGGCCUAUUGGUUGGAUUAUGAAGUUCGUGCCUGUCACAAAGAAGCCAUUUCUAAGUUACUUAAAGUUCUUUUGUUCGAGAUCUUGAAGUCACUCAAACGGACAACAUCCUCUCCGGCUAGCUUUGUUCUAAACAGAACAUAGAAUGCUAACAAUGGAGACUUAAAGAUUAAAUAUUUGGUUGCUGCAGAGGGCAACCGAACAACAGCCUGAAACAACAUUACUAGGAAGACGCUUCCUCCUAAGACAUAGACUGCAUUUUCUGUUUAUGUCCAAGACUCGCCCUUUUCACCAUCUAGCCAUAAUCUUGAAACCAUUUCUCCCUCCAACACCGGGAGAUCUGCCCAACUGUGAUCAACAGUCCUGUUCUAUCUGGCACGCUGUGUUGUAAUUUUAAUUAAUUACAUGAAGAAAUCCAUAAAUGAGGUUGAGUAAAAGAGGAGAAAUGUUUCUCCCACACAAGAGAAUGAUGGAACAAUGAUUGGAAUUGUUUGCAACAAGAUUGUUGGCUGUUAAUGGCUGCAUUGAGGUGUGGCCAUGCCAUCAUUCCUCAUGUUUGUCACACCAACAACUUCAAACAAUUCUCUUCUCAUGCCAUUCCUCAUAUUUGACACACCAACAACUUCAAACAAAUUCUCUUCUCUCUCUUGA
Molecule: messenger RNA, 4205 nt
Organism: Sesamum indicum (sesame)
Lineage: Eukaryota; Viridiplantae; Streptophyta; Magnoliopsida; Lamiales; Pedaliaceae
Source: RefSeq, a predicted model, not a curated record